AUGGCUUCCAUAAGCGACAAUUGUAUACUGUGUAAAGAACCUGUGAGAGAAUGGCAGCAAGGUGUUCAGUGCGAUGGUUGCCUGAAAUGGAAUCAUAGCACUGUUUUGAUACAGGAUAGGUGUUGUAGCAAUCGUUGCUUAGUUUACAGUAUUUUUCUCACAGGUAUUUCUCAACAAGACUAUCGUGCUGCUGUGAGGGCAGGUGCCGAUAUUGUUUGGUUUUGUCCGUCCUGUGGUCCAGAGUGUCCAAUCACAGAAAGCACCAGAGUCACGGAGACAUCAACGGGCAUCUUAGAAUCUGACGAAUUCAACCCUCCAGUGAGAGAUGAGUCAGCCGACUUAUUCACAGAUCAGUCCACCAACCCUCCUGUGAGCAAUGAAUCAGCCGACUUAUUCGUAGAGCAGUCAGCCAACCCUCCAGUGAACGGUGAAUCGGCCGACUAUGCAGAUCAGUCCCCGGCCCAGCCAGUUAUCGAAGAAUCGUCCAUCGAGGGUCCUGUGCCAUUACCAGUGGAACCAGUCAACCAACCGCUUGCCUUCGAAAUUGUGGAGGGUGGUAGUGAAAGGGGGAAACAAAAACUCAUUGACAGCUGGGGAUAUAGCUAUAACAUAAAAAGGCAGCGUGUCAGUGCCACGGAUUGGCAAUGCACCAUACGACCAAUGGGUAACCGCUGCAAGGCUACGGUGAUUCAGAGAUCUCAGAAUGUGUUUGAAUUUGGCAAGAACGACCAUAACCAUGCGGCUCCAGUAGGAGCAGCGGUUGCUGUUAAGAUCAAAUCAAUAAUAAAACAGGAAGCAUCGAAGGACGUUUUCAGGCCUGCUUCUGCGGUGGUAAACGAUAUCCUUCUUAGCGAAUUAACCAAUGCCCCUUGCCCCAGCCUGCCACGUGUAGACAGCCUACAGUGAACAGCCAACCGUUUCCGUGCGGCAGGUAUAUUUUGCAGGUUGCAGGUUGAAAUUUAAUUAUAACUUGAAAACCGCUGGCACUUAAAAGAA
Orbicella faveolata is the source of this 996-nucleotide messenger RNA. RefSeq lists its product as uncharacterized. NCBI's taxonomy places the organism in Eukaryota, Metazoa, Cnidaria, Anthozoa, Scleractinia, Merulinidae. The record is from RefSeq and is a predicted model, not a curated record.